Messenger RNA from Strongylocentrotus purpuratus (purple sea urchin), 2614 nucleotides. Its product is annotated as vegetative cell wall protein gp1. The coding region runs from base 556 to 2085 and encodes 509 amino acids. The transcript has 5 exons. The record is from RefSeq and is a predicted model, not a curated record. Gene Ontology annotation, molecular function: protein binding. Lineage: Eukaryota; Metazoa; Echinodermata; Echinoidea; Camarodonta; Strongylocentrotidae.
AUGGGACUGUACAGCAAUAGGUGACAACAUGUGUCGUAACAUCCGUUUUGGCAAAUAUUUUGUUGAGCAUUGCGUACCGACUUGUAGGAAGCUCUCGGCUUUAGAUCAAUUAUGAUAUCGAAUGAAGCGGCAAAGCUGGAAAUGGAUGCACAUGGAAUAGUUUGAAAUUCUCAAUGUUAUGAAUCUCGGUAUUGAUUACGAUCAAUAGGUCCAAAUUUUAAACAAUGUGAUUUUUUCUAGUUCUCAAAAUCUCAUCUAGUAAGCUACACAUCUUCAAGAUGGGCUUAAGUUACAUGAAAACAGGAAGACUCUUUAUUUUCUUAACAUUUUUAAUGAUUUAUGGAUAAGAAUCGGGUAUCUUGUUUUCAAACGUUAUUUUGUACAUCUCCAAGCUGAAGUUUAUGACCAAUCGCAAAGACGUGGUUCGAUAAAUUGUAUAAAUAGGGAGUGAAAGUUUGGUGGAAUUAUCAGUUGCUUCUCUCACAAUUCGAGAGCAGUCAAAAAAGCUGUAACCAGUUUUCUUCUCUGGAGUAGAACAAAGCAGUGAUUUCAACCAUGAACCACAUCAAUGUAUUAGCCGCCUUGGGUAUUGUGCUGUACCUCGCAGUGCUUUCGAAAGGAGCACCCUAUUUAAACAAAUGUACACGAGGAGUAAGCGGUACCGUUUGCGGCGAUAACGGUAUUACGUAUGGUGAUGCGUGCGACGCUGAUGACGACGACGAUGACACGAAUGGAAACGGAGGGGUACAGGUUGCACACUCAGGACCAUGCGGAGGAGGAAGUCAAUCUCCUGCAGCUCCUCGUGCUCCUGCACCGCAAGCUCCAGUUGUACCAUACGCUCCCGCUGUUCCUCGUGCUCCUCCUGCAAGUGCUCCCAGUGCUCCAUAUGCUCCUGCUGCUCCUUAUGCUCCUCCUGCAUCUGCUCCAAGUGUUCCAUAUGCUCCUGCUGCUCCUUAUGCCCCUGUUGCUCCUUAUGCUCCAGGAGGCGGUGCUAAUGGUGAUACCAGCGGAGAGACCGGUUAUGGACAGUCGCCUUCUGUAGGAUAUGCUCCUGCGGCUCCUGCUGUUGGUUAUGCUCCUGCCGCUCCUGCUGUAGGGUAUGCUCCUGCGGCUCCCGCUGUUGGCUAUGCUCCUGCUGCUCCUGCUGUUGGUUAUGCUCCAGCUGGUACUGAUGUCGGCUAUGCUCCAGCGUCAGGCGAUUCUGGCUAUGAUUACGUUUACGAAGAUGACAGCGACAGCAGUGAAGAAGGAUACGGCUACGAGUAUUAUGGGAACGAAGCUGUCCCCGCAGGUCCUGUUGGCUUUGCUCCAGCUGCUCCAGGUGGAACUGCAUACGCUCCAGGUGCAGGCGGAACUGGUGGGUGUGGUGGAACUGACAGCGGAGAAGGAUGCGAUGGUGCAGCAGGCCCAAUUGGCUUUGCUCCAGUUCCAGCUGGACCUCCUUUCGCUCCAUCUAGUCCAGGGUACGCACCAGGUGGACCUUCAUACGCCCCAGUUCCAGAGGUAAGCGCUGAUGGAUGCGACGAUUCUGGUAGCGGUGAAGGAUGUGAUGGUGAUGAAUCGGAUGGCGAGGAUAGCGGAAGUGUUGAAGGAAGUGACUCUGCUGCUCCUGGUGGUGCUGUCGCUCCAGGAGGUGCUGCUGCUCCCGCUCCAGGGGCUCCUCCUGCUCCAGGACUCCCAUAUGCCCCUCCAGUUCGUGCACCACUUCCAGCACCACCAGCACCUCGCGCUCCAAGUGCCCCAGUGAGGCCCUAUGCCCCUGCUCCUGCUCCCCAAGCUCCGUCCGGACCUAGUGAUUCUUCAGAGAAACAGGGUGACACCCCAGAGGCUCCAAGGGCUCCUUCCCCCGCCGCUCCAUCCGCACCGAGGGCACCCGCUCCUCCUGCUCCACCAGCUGCACCUGCUGCACCUGCUGCCCCAGCUGCUCCAGCACCAAAAGCUCCUUCUGGAGGUUGUACAGUCGGUGAUGUUGGAUGCAGUGAUGGUGGUGGUGAUAAUGGAGGAGAAGAAUGCACUGAAUCUGGAUGUAAAGAUGAUGAUGAUAAUAAUGUUGCAGCUCUUCAAGAAUGGAUUGGAUCCCCAUGAAGACACAUGGACCCAUAAGGACUUAGUUGUAAAGAUUUUGUCGUGAACAUGUUGAAAGCAGGACCCGAACAGAAAUUCUCACGCUUAAAAAAAAGAUACAGUAAACAAUGUCUUUCGCGUGUUGAGUUAAUGAAGCUCGCCGGUUAAUCAAGAGAAGAAAUACUAUUUAACUGUAUACCAUAUUUAUUUCUUAUUUAAAUACUGUAACUGUUUGUAUUUAUGUACCCACACCUAAUGAUAUACUUAGGUUUUGGGUAUUCGAUCGUAACAAUUUAACUUAUUCCAUUAAUAUUGUGUUUGUCAAUUAAUGAUAUUUUAUUUUUAACUUUUAAGCCAAAACGUAACUACCUGUUUAUUUAUUUAAUUUUUGUAUUAGCAUCACUGAGUUAUUGAUUUAAAAAAUUGUCUUCAAUUGCGAAGUAUCACAAUAUUAUCAUGCUUUUAUCUCAUUUAUCACUCUUUUUAAUAAUGGUCAUGUGUUUAUUUGAAUAUUUCAAUAUGAUAUAUGAAUAAAAUUUGAGAAUGUGAA